Nelumbo nucifera (sacred lotus) is the source of this 3714-nucleotide messenger RNA. RefSeq names its product Tetratricopeptide repeat (TPR)-like superfamily protein (gene MEF7). NCBI's taxonomy places the organism in Eukaryota, Viridiplantae, Streptophyta, Magnoliopsida, Proteales, Nelumbonaceae. Gene Ontology annotation, biological process: RNA modification. The record is from RefSeq and is a predicted model, not a curated record. Gene Ontology annotation, molecular function: RNA binding; protein binding. Gene Ontology annotation, cellular component: intracellular membrane-bounded organelle.
CCGAGCAAGCGCGACUAGCCAAGAAGGCUGAGCCUGCCUUAGCUCAUCAAUGGCCGACCAACCCAAAUUGAAAAAGGCGCGGCAACCAUGAACAAAUCCUCUCUGCUUACCUUACUAUGAUUUGCAGGUUUCUUACACUCGCUUUCAGAUUAAAACCAAAUCUGAAUCCUCACAACCUUAGCCUUUCAACUUCAUCUGUUCCAGCAGAAAACCUUGUAAAUUUGAAAAUCCAUAAUCAGAGUUUUGAAACCUCACCGUCUUCACUGAUCCCUCUGCAGAAGCUGAUUGACCGGUACAAAAAGUCUCGAUUACGCUUUCGAAUUUCGACCUCUUCACCAGCUCCAAGUGAAGAACCGUUUUGUGAUUCGUUUUCGUAUUCUGAGAAAUACGAGUGCCUAGUUCGUCAGUGUGAAGGUUCUUCUAAUCCUGAAGAUGCUGAACGACUCCAUUCUCAAAUCAUCAAGAAUGGGUUUGUCGGUAAUUUAUUCCUAUAUAAUACGCUCAUUAAUCUAUAUGUUCGAACGAGUAAUGUGGCAUCGGCCCACCGGUUGUUUGGUGAAAUGCCGGAGAAAAAUGCGGUUACGUGGACUUGCUUGAUAUCUGGCUAUACCCAUCAGCACAUGCCUGAUGAAGCAUGUGCUCUUUUGCGCUCGAUGAUUUGUGCCGGAUAUCUUCCAACCCACUAUACAUUUGGUAGUGUACUCCGAGCUUGUCAGGAUUCUGGGCCUGGUAAGCUUCGGUUUGGAAUGCAAGUCCAUGCUCUAAUUUCUAAAACCCCGUACAUGCUGGGCGUUGUAGUUUCAAAUGCCAUGGUUUCAAUGUAUGGCAGUUGCUGCUUGGAAUCAGUAGUAUAUGCUCGCAGAGUUUUUGAUGAAAUACAGAUAAAAAAUUCAAUAUCUUGGAAUUCCAUUAUUUCUGUCUAUUCUCAAAGGGGAUAUGCCUUUUCUGCUUUUGAGCUCUUCGCAGAAAUGCAGUUGGAGGAUUCUGGGUUCAGUUCUAAACCUAAUGAAUAUACUUUUGGCAGCCUCAUAACUGCGGCUCAUUCAACUUCCAGUGAUUGUAGUUUGUGUUUACUUGAGCAGAUGUUUGCCCGAGCUGUAAAAUCUGGAUUCUCUAGUGAUUUGUAUGUAGGUAGCGCUUUGGUUAGUGGAUUUUCGAGGGUUGGUUUACUUGAUGAAGCUAGAAAGAUUUUUGAAAAAAUGAGUGAGAGAAAUGUGGUUUCCAUGAAUGGACUGAUGGUUGGUUUGGUGAGGCAGAAAAGAGGAGAAGCAGCAACCCGGGUUUUCAUUGAGACAAAAGACUUGGUGGGGAUAAACUGUGAUUCUUAUGUAGUUCUUCUUAGUGCUUGUGCUGAGUUUAAGGUGCCAGAAGAAGGGAAAAGGAAGGGUAGAGAAGUCCAUGCGUUUGUACUCAGAACAGGCCUCAAUGAUGUAAAGGUUGCCAUUGAAAAUGGGCUGGUGAACAUGUAUGCCAAAUGUGCUGCCAUUGAUGAUGCCUGCAAGGUUUUCAAUUUCAUGAGUGUUAAAGAUUUGGUGUCGUGGAACUCCAUGAUCUCUGGUCUUGAUCAAAAUGGAUGUUUCAAAGAGGCAGUGAUGAACUUUCAAGGAAUGAAGAGAAGUGGAUUCGUGCCUUCAAAUUUUACAUUAAUUAGCGCUUUGAGUUCAUGUGCAAGCUUGGGGAACAUCAUACUGGGGGCACAAAUUCAUUCUGAAGGAAUCAAAUCAGGUCUUGAUUUGGAUGUCUCAGUCUCAAAUUCGCUUCUUGCCUUCUAUUCAGAAGCCAACCAUCUCACUGAUUGCCGGAAAGUGUUUUCUCUUAUGACAGAGUAUGAUCAAGUUUCAUGGAAUUCCAUCAUUGGGGCAUUAGCUGAUACAGAAGCUUAUGUUCCCCAUGUCAUAGAGCAUUUCUUGGAUAUGAUGCGAGCUGGUUGGAGUCCAAACAGAGUGACUUUCCUAAAUGUUCUUGCAGCAAUAACAACACUUUCAAUUCACGAGCUGGGGCGUCAAGUUCAUUCCUUAGUGCUAAAGCAUUGUAUUGCAGAUGAUAGCACCAUAGAGAAUGCACUUCUCUUUUGCUAUGGGAAGUGUGGGGAAAUGGAUGAUUGUGAGAAAAUAUUUUCAAAAAUGUCAGAUAGGAGAGAUGAAGUUUCCUGGAACUCCAUGAUUUCUGGAUAUAUACGUAAUGGGCUCUUGACAAAGGCCAUGGAUUUGGUUUCGUUUAUGAUACAGAAGGGACAGAGACUGGAUGGUUUCACUUUUGCAACAGUUCUCAGUGCAUGUGCCUCUGUUGCAGCAUUAGAGCGUGGCAUGGAAAUUCAUGCUCGAUGGAUAAGGGCUUGCCUGGAAUCUGAUGUUGUAGUUGAGAGUGCACUUGUUGAUAUGUACUCUAAAUGCGGAAGGAUAGACUAUGCCUCAAGGGUCUUCGGGGUGAUGCCUAUGAAAAAUGAGUUUUCUUGGAAUUCAAUGAUAUCAGGUUAUGCAAGACAUGGGCAUGGCGUGGAGGCACUAGAGCUGUUUGAUAGGAUGCUGCAGGAAGGAAAACCACCAGAUCAUGUUACUUUUGUUGGUGUCUUGUCAGCUUGUAGCCAUGUGGGGUUAGUUAACAAAGGUUUUGAGCAUUUUGAGUCCAUGAGCAAGAAAUAUGGUCUGACUCCAAGGAUGGAACAUUUCUCUUGCAUGGUGGAUCUCCUUAGCAGAGCUGGAGAGCUCAGUAUGGUAAAGGACUUCAUUGAAAGCAUGCCAGUGAGCCCCAAUGUUCUUAUUUGGAGAACUGUACUAGGGGCUUGCUGUCGCACAAAUGGUGGUAAAACAGAUCUGGGGAGGUGGGCUGCAGAGAAUCUUUUGGCAUUGGAACCUCAAAAUGCAGUGAAUUAUGUCCUCCUUUCUAACAUGUAUGCUUCUGGUGGUAAGUGGGAAGAUGUUGCAGAGGCUCGGGCUGCAAUGAGGGAGGCAGCAGUGAAGAAAGAAGCUGGCUGUAGUUGGGUGACCAUUAAGGAUGGGGUUCAUGUUUUUGUAGCUGGAGAUAAAUCUCACCCAGAUUCAGAGGAGAUUUAUGCAAAGUUGCAGGAAUUGAACAGUAAAAUGAGAAAUGCUGGUUAUGUGCCUCAGACAAAAUAUGCCCUGUAUGAUCUUGAAGUAGAGAACAAAGAAGAACUGCUUAUCUGUCACAGUUAGAAACUUGCAGUUUCCUUUGUUCUCAUUCGGACAUCAGCAUUGCCUAUUAGGAUCAUGAAGAACCUUCGUGUCUGUGGUGAUUGUCACUCUGCCUUCAGAUACAUAUCCAAGAUUGUUGGGCGCUAAAUAGUUUUACGUGACUCCAACAGGUUUCAUCAUUUUAGUGAUGGAAAGUGUUCAUGUGGGGACUACUGGUAAUUGAUUGAUUAAUUGAAUGGGCAUUGACAUUAUUUUUGGGUAAACCCAGUAAAUUGAGUUUUGAACAAAAGCCAUUCCAUUUGAAGAUAAAACAGAUGAAAGACAAGUUGUAGAAUUACAGUUUCCGUCAUCCCCAUUUUAUUUUUCAAUGGAUUUUGAUGUAAGAGAUGAAGAUUUUGGCUUUGUUGUACAGUAAAUUAUCUGAGUGACAGACAUUUUUGUUGCCUAAUCUAAAACAAGUUUUGUUAUGGCUGUCUAUUGUAUCUAUUCUAAUAUUUCUUCGCACUCUAAACUUCUGCUUCCUUUGUACAUGGUACUAUUUUGUCAUUUGUGCAAGAGCUCU